CCUGCUCCCCGCCCCUGCGCUUCUCGGCUUCAGCUUUUGCUGUCCUUCCCCCUGGCUCACGCCUCCCCGUGCCGGGGUCGCCACUCGCCGCUGCCCGAGUCCCUCGCCGCCCCCGCAGGCCCGGCCGAACCGCAGCGCGGGCGCCCGGCGCUCAACCCCGCGACCUCACGGAGCAGGAUCGCCGGCUCGGACCGAAGCCACCCGCCCGCCGCCAGCCAGGUGCCAUGCUGCUGCUCCUGCUGGGCUUCCUAAGCCCAGCGGCCUGCUGGGCACUGGGCCAGGUUGGCCCUGGCUCCUCGGAGCUGCGGUCGGCCUUCUCGGCGGCUCGCACCACCCCGCUGGAGGGCACGUCGGAAAUGGCGGUGACCUUCGACAAGGUGUACGUGAACAUCGGGGGCGACUUCGACGCGGCCACCGGGCGGUUCCGCUGCCGCGUGCCCGGCGCUUACUUCUUCUCCUUCACCGCGGGCAAGGCCCCGCACAAGAGCCUGUCGGUGAUGCUGGUGCGCAACCGCGACGAGGUGCAGGCGCUGGCCUUCGACGAGCAGCGGCGGCCGGGCGCCCGGCGCGCCGCCAGCCAGAGCGCCAUGCUGCAGCUCGACUACGGCGACACGGUGUGGCUGCGGCUGCACGGAGCCCCGCAGUACGCGCUGGGCGCGCCGGGCGCCACCUUCAGCGGCUACCUGGUGUACGCCGACGCCGACGCGCCUGCGCAGGGGCCCGCGCCGCCGGAGCCGCGCUCGGCCUUCUCCGCGGCGCGCACGCGCAGCCUGGUAGGCUCGGACGCGGGCCCCGGGCCGCGCCACCGGCCGGUGGCCUUCGACACCGAGCUGGUCAACAUCGGCGGCGACUUCGACGCGGCGGCCGGCGUGUUCCGCUGCCGUCUCCCCGGCGCCUACUUCUUCUCCUUCACGCUGGGCAAGCUGCCGCGCAAGACGCUGUCGGUGAAGCUGAUGAAGAACCGUGACGAGGUGCAGGCCAUGAUCUACGACGACGGCGCUUCGAGGCGCCGCGAGAUGCAGAGCCAGAGCGUGAUGCUGGCGCUGCGGCGCGGCGACGCCGUCUGGCUGCUCAGCCACGACCACGAUGGCUACGGCGCCUACAGCAACCACGGCAAGUACAUCACCUUCUCCGGCUUCCUGGUGUACCCCGACCUCGCCGCUGCCGGCCCGCCGGCCCUCAAGCCCCCCGAGCUCUGAGCCUCUGCUUGAAGGAGCUGGGGAGGGCCAUGGGGCAUGCAUGCCGAGCCGGGACCGCGGCCCGAAAGCCCCACCGGCCAGAGCAUGACAGCCUGCCCGGCAUUCCUGGACUCUGCCAAUAAAGUGGGGCUGCCCCUGUCAGCCCUUACGGCCCUGCCCUGUGUCAUGACUGUGAAGCCUUUGCCUCCUCCCUUCCUCUCCCCAGGAUGAGACAGGACCGCAAUGACUAGGACAGCACAUAGAGCCUAGCUGGGGGUCAGGCCUGUGAGAAUUGGAAGUUAGGGAAUUGACGCUAUUCUAAAUUCAAGUAGACCUCGCCUUCAUGUCCACGACUAGUGCAUCUCCCCAUCUGACUUCUCACUGACCCGUGGGCCCAUAUUAUGCCUUUCUGUAAGAAGCAGCAACAUCCUACCACUCUAACCCAUUAGGAACACAGGAUUCAAGGAAAUGGCAUGUUCCUUCUUUCAGUAGGGCUUAAGACUGAGAUGAAGGACUGAUACUUCCCUCCUGCCCUCCCAGAAUGGGGUGAGUGAUUUGCUCAGAACACGUGUCAGUGUAAGUGGGCUUAGGCACAAAAACAAGAUGGGCUCUGGGAGCCAAAACAGAAUCGGGGCUCUAACCAUAUACAAGUGCGUGAGCCAGACUUCUCCCAGCUUCAUUCCUUACUCAGAGGCGUUACAUGUGAGGCUGGCUUGAGACAACACAUUUUUUUUUCUAUCCACUUCACAAAGAGGUGAUGUUUUCCCACUUUUCCCUUUACUCCUCCGUAAAUAGAGCUGUUGAAAUCCAAUCUCUAUUCCCAGGCCACGAGGGGACUUAGCAAGCUCAGAGACCACUGAGCUUUUGUUAACUUUGAAAUGAGUAUAUUAACACUGGGUGAUGCUGGGCGCAGUGGCUCACGCCUGUCAUCCCAGCAGAGGCAGGCAGAUCGCUGUGAGUUCGAGGCCAGCCUGGUGUACACAGUAAGUCCAGGACAGCCAAGGCUACACAGAGAAACCCUGUCUCAAACAAAAAAGAAAAAAGAAAAAAAAAAAAAAAGAACUGGGUGACAAUCAGCAUACAUGGUUCCUGUGUCUCACAGUACUGCCACGACAGGAGUUAGAGGACCUGACCUGAUUUUACUUUGGGGGCAGCUUUUCUUUAGUGUGUAUUAAACAGACUUUUCAACCUUGACCUCCGGACAGACAUGCAUGAACCCGUUGCCCGCCGGUCUUGCCCUUAGCACUGUGCUUAUUGCCUAGACCCAGGCCUUAGCUGGGUGUAGGAAACAAGACAGGAUAGGAAUAAGCAUGGGUGGUCAGGAGCCAGGGACUACAAUAGGCUCAGAUAUCUGAAAAGGAGGAACCAGGAGCCAGAUGGAGCCCCUGCCAGGGAUGGGGAGGGUGAGGAAAAAGGGAAGGGUCAGGGGGAUAUGGUCAAGGAUGGAGACCCAAGACCCCAAAGAAGGGGCUGGCCCUGGGGCACAAACCCUUGCAAGGUCCCAGCAUGUUUCCUGUGCCAAGAGGGCAAAGACCUGGGCUCAAUGACCCCUUUCCUCAGCCUCACUAGCCCUAUGGAGCCAAUAGACAGGACAAGCCUGAAAGGAGCAGGUGCUUGAAAUCCCGAGGGCUAAGGGAAGGCCCAAAGAUCCUGGAGUUGGUGAAGCCAUCAUUGCUGAGCACCUUUCAAGUCCCUGGGCAUGUUGGUGCUGCAGGUCAAGCCUAAGUCGAUGGCCUGGAUCUGUGGAUCCAAGCUCCUCAUCCUCAAUGUACAGCUUUCCCAUGAUUUCCAGUUCUCAGCCUAGAGCAGCUGCCAAGGGGUGGGCUGUCCUUAGGGAUCAGGCAUGGGAGCAAGAGUGUGCAUGGAGUUGGGGAGGCCAUAAGCUAGUAGUGGGACCCAUGCUGGUUGUUCCCCACCCUGGACAGUUCUACCCUUCUUUGUCUCCUUCUAAACCCUGAAUUUAGGAUACCUGGACCCUCGCACCUCAUAGUCCAAGCUAGGAAAAAUAACCUCAAGCAUCACUUCUGGGUCCUUUGUCUCCUGCAAGCCACCUCUCUCCAUGGUGCUGUCCAUGGACUGCCCUGGGGCAACAGAGAGGAAUCAGAUUCCUGCUGUCUACCACUCUGAACACCCAGCCUCCCAGAUAGGCUCUUCUGCUGCCCAGGAGGCAUAUUUAUCAGAAAAGUGCAGGAUGCCAUCUCGUGCCCCUUCCCUAUUCCAAAUACACAUGUAUGUAUGCUGAUGUCACCUUUCCAGGCAUGCCAAGCCUGACUGCCCUCUUGGCAGAUACCUAACUUAACUCCUAUGACUUGCACAAUGCCCAUAGGCUUCCCACACCACCACCCACCACAAUGCACAUUAGUCUGGUACCCACCAGGCCCCCAGUUCCUCCUCUGGCAUGUGAGGAUCAAAAGAACCAAUUGCACCUGCUGUCAGUCAGCAGCCUUUUCUUGGCUCCCAGACAGCCAUCCUGAAGCCUGUAGCUGCAUCAUCCUGAAGUCACCCAGGCGAGGAGACCAAGGGCUACCACUAGACAAGGCAGGACUGUAGUGUCCCAGCCAUGUCCUCUGACUCCCGCAGCAGCUCCCCGCUCCCUCAUCUGCCUACCACAGCUCCAACUUCCCACUGCAGGCUCCUCUUGCAUUCCUUUACGUGUCACUCUUCAAAGCUGAGUAGGGAAGGGCUGCCUAUGGCCUCAUUCACCUCCUGGUGGCUAUUUUCACCCCUCAGAGAUGGGGACUGUUCAGUUUUGGCAGAGUAGCAUCUUGCUCAGAUGGGUAAGAUAUGUAGCUAAGAAGACGACAGCUUCAGCUUGACCCUUGUGAUGUAUGGGAUACAUCAGAGGCAGCAAUGCUGUUUCCCUGUCUGCUCUCUCACGAUAGCAUCUUACUGCAGAAGCCAGCCGGACACUCAGUCCGACCUGACACCUCGUCCAGCCCAGCCUCUGGGCUCCUCAGCUGCCAAAAGCAUCAGCUGCAUGUCCGGGUCUCCAGCUGCGUCACGGGUAGAACAGGAGUGCCCAUGGGAGGCGCUCAGCACAAAGCCAACGGACUAGACUCUAGAGCAACUGGAGAAGGGAGCAUUGUCUAGAGGACACACAGAUAACUCGAGCUCCACAGUGCUUUUUGCCACAGCUUUGAUAACUACUUACUAACAACAACUUUCUAGGCUUAAACCAGAAACCGGGAAGAUUCCUUUAGCUUAAGAGUAAGUGGGUCUUACACUUGACUUAUGAAACCCUAUGAAUGUUUGGGGGGGAGGACAGUAAAUUGGGGUUUUCCUGGCCCCACCCAGGCCCCUGGAUCUAUCAGCUGUCGCCACACAGUCUGCUGAGAUAAGGGCUUUCUUCAGCAGUUUCAAGGCCCUCCAGUGGUCACUAGAGACUAUUCUGAACCUUAAGGACUGUGAAAACUGAAUUACAGCUCCAGACCCCUCUAGAAAUACAUCUGGGCCCACAGAUCACAAUGUCUGUGACUGCAGCACAUAGCCCCAUUAAAUACACAGCUGUGGCAGGGAACACCACCUCUUACCUGCCCUCUCCUGAGUGUGCCAUUUCUACCCAUUAGCAGCACAUGAACUGGGGAAGAGGGAUGGCUCAUCAGAUCAGAGAACUUGCUGCGGAGCCUGUGUUCAAUUCCCAGAAUCCAAAUUAUGGGAGAGAAACACUCCUGAAAAUCACCCUUACCUCACCUAUGUAGCCAUCCCACCAAAUAAGUUAAUGUUCUAAAAAUACACACAGGAAGCCCAGCACUGGUGGCCCAUGACUUUUUUUGUGUGUUUGUUUUUGUUUUUUGAGACAGGGUUUGUGUGUGGCCUUGGCUGUCCUGGCUGCCGCUUUAGAGUCAUGGGCUGCCAGGCUUGGUGGUGGUGGAGUACUCCCAGCACUCGAGGGCAGAGACAGAUGGAUCUACGUGUUUGAGGCUAGCCUGGUCUACAGAGUUAUUUCUAGGACAGCCAGAGCUACACAGAGAAGCCCUGUCUUGAAAAAAACAAAACAACCUACCACAGAGGAAGUGGUGAAUGUCCCUAGGGAGUUUAUUUAUACAGACAAGCAUAGAUAAGGAAUUUUCCCUCUAGGACACAUGCUUUUGGAGCUACUUGGCUUCAGGUUUCUUGUCUCCAGCUUCAAGCUUGAGACUCUCGGGUUGCUGACGGUAGGCAGGGAAGGCCUCCCAGGGGCUGUUCAGGUCAAACUUGCGGAAUUCUUGGGCCAACUCCACUGGCUCAGCCACUAUCCGCUUCACCUCGUCGUCGUAACGGAGCUGCAGGAGCAGAAGUUAGGACUGAUGACUGAGGAGCUCACUCCACAUGGCUCUGGGCGACUCCUGUAGUCCCUCCCCCUCUCCUUGUGACUUCCAGUACUCUUUACAGGCUGUCACUCCACCUCCAUACACACUACCAUCUGCUCAGACGUUCUCAUAAACUAACUGAGGGAUUCCCAAAUGGCCUUUACUUUUUACAUACUGCCAAUUUGUUGACAUACCUCUGCCCCCUCCCCCACAGCACAACUUGAGCUCUGAACUAUUGGCUACUAGACUUGCUAGUCACCCAACCGUACACCUUAAAAGCUAACAGCAAGAACUGAUUUCAGAUUAGGCGCAGUCAGUGGCUGCAGAAAAUAUAUUUAGGCAAGGAGUGAUAGUGCUCUCCUUUAGUCCUAGCACUCAGAAGGUGAGAAUCUCUGUUGAGGCCAGCCUAAUCUACAUAGUUCCAGGACAGGCAAGGCUACACAGAAACCCUGUCUUAAAAACAGAUUAAGAAACAAAUAAAUAACUAACAGCCACACAACUUCAGCCCUGUGGCCUUAGCACUGUCACUGUGAAGAACUAAAGCGGUAGGGACUGGAGAGAUGGCUCAACAGAUAGAACACUUACUACUCUGGAGAGACCUGAGUUCCCAGCCUACAUGCAGCUUACAACUGCCUCUACUCCAGCUCCAAGGGAAAUGAGACAUCUUCUGUCUCUGAGAGCAUCUCUGUGCGCUCUCCCCCAAUACAAACACAUUCCAACACACACACACUUUAAAAAUCUUAGCCGGACUGGGCAGUGGUGGCACAUGCCUUUAAUACCAGAACUCGGGAGACAAAGGCAGGUGAAUCUCUGUGAGUUUGAGGCCAGCCUGGUCUAGAGAGUUCCAGGACAGCCAAGUCUAAAAAACCAAACAAAACAAAAUACCAACAAAAACAAAACAGAGAAACCCAGGCUUGAAAAACAAAAAAAAACAAAAACAAAAACAACAAAAAAAUCUUAGCCGGGCAUGGUGGUGCACACCUUUAACCCCAGCACUCAGGAGACAGAGGCAGGCAAAUAUCUGAGUUCGAGGCCAGCCUGGACUACAAAGCAAGUCCAGGACAGCCAAGGCUACACAGAGAAGCCCUGUCUUGAAAACAAAAACAAAAACAAAAAAAACCCUUGAAAACCCAAACCAAAACUGUAACUAUAAUUGCAGAACUUGAAAGCCUGAGGCAGGAAUAUCUCUGAGUCUGGGACCAGCCUGAGCUACAAACACCCUGCCUACAUACAUCCCCACUAGGCUGGCCUCAAACCCACAGAGAUCUCCUGCCUCUUGUCUCUGAGUGCUGGGAUUAAAGACGUGUACCACCACCACCCAGCUUUUUUUUUUUUUUUUUUUUUUUUUUUCCUUUUUGAGACAAGGUUUAAUUAUAUAGCCUCUGGUCGCCUGGAACUCACUAUGUAGACCAGGCUGGUCUAGAAUUCAAGAGAUACCUGCCUGCCUCUGGCUAGGUCCAGGGGUUAAAGGCAUUCACCACCAUGCUUGGUCUACAUCUAUCUUUUUAAAUGUUGGGAUCCAAACUCAGGUCUUCGUGCUUAUGCAAGAGGCACUUUGCCAACUGAGCCAUCUUCCAGUCUUCCACUUACUAACAGGUCCUUGCCAUGGCCAGUCUGGCCUUAAAUACAUCCUUCUCAGCUUCCCUAGUGUUGAGAUCAUAAGAACAUACCAGUGUACCUGGCCCGCAGUAGCCAUUCCUUUGUUGUUGUUUUUAAUUUAUUUAUUUUUAUUUUAUGUGCAUUGGUAUUUUGCCUGCAUGUAUGUCUGUGUGAGGGUGUCAGAUCUUGAAGUUAUAGACAGGAAUGAGCUGCCAUGUGGGAAUUGAACCCAGGUUCUCUGGAGGAGCAGUCAGUGCUCUUAACCACCGAGCCAUCUCUCCAGCCCUUGUUUUGUUUUUUUGAGACUUGGUUUCUCUCUGUAGCCCUGGCUUCCCUGGAACUCACUCUGUAAACUAGGCUGGCCUUGAACUCAGAGAUCUUCCUGCCUCUGUCUCCUGAAUUCUGGGAUUAAAGGCACGCACCAACACCUCCCGACUUUAAGUUGCCAUUCUCAAAGGCUGAAAUGUUAAUUUCUCUGCCAAAUCUUUAGUUCUUCAAAUUUAGAAAUUGGGACAGACUGUAUCUUUGAGGUUGCCUCAAUCAUAAAAUGAUCAUUACAAGGCAACCCAUUUUGAGAACCCCUCCCUGAUUCAGACAUUUAUUCUAAUCAAUAAACCUUGUUUGCAAGUUGGUGGUGGUGUAGACCUUUGAUCUCAGCACAGGAAACAGAAGACAGGCAGAUCUCUAUGAGUUUGAAGCCAGCCUGGUCUUCAGAGUAAGUUCAACAACAGCCAGGGCUACAAAGAGAAACCCUGUCUCAAAAAACAAAAACAUAAAAAAAAUAAUAAAUUAAAAAUAAAAAAUCUUGUUUGCAGCCAGGCCAAAAAAUAAAUAAAAUAAAAUAAAAACCCACCAUCAAAAACUAAAAUGAAGCUGGGUGCAGUGGUGCAUGCCUGUAAUCCCAGUACUCAGGGAGGCAACGGCAGGCAGAUCGCUGUGAAGCCAGCCUGGUCCACAAAGCGAGUCCAGGACAGCCAAGGCUACACAGAGAAACCCUGCCUUUUCCUGAAAAACCAAACAAAAAAAAAAAAGAAAAAAAAAAAAAAAAAAAGACAGAAAAA
Meriones unguiculatus (Mongolian gerbil) is the source of this 8127-nucleotide messenger RNA. It is a transcript of the gene C1qtnf4, whose product is annotated as C1q and TNF related 4. The record is from RefSeq and is a predicted model, not a curated record. Gene Ontology annotation, molecular function: protein binding. NCBI's taxonomy places the organism in Eukaryota, Metazoa, Chordata, Mammalia, Rodentia, Muridae. Bases 225 to 1199 code for a protein of 324 amino acids. The transcript is spliced from 2 exons.